AGAUAUUGAAUUUUUAGAUGUACACUUCAAUAAACUUCUAAAUAGGACACACACUGUUAUUAAACAUGCUGUCUCCUGGGAGUCAUCAAGAGGUGGUAAUGUUAGUGUACAUGGUGAACAACAUGCGAUCACGUGUACUUCGUACCCAGAUUUUAGAGAUAAGAUCUUCGAGAUAAUUACCUAGGUUAGGAAUUGACGUAAUACCUUCUUGUCGAGCAUCAUCGAAAUCGCCAUUGUAUUACCGUAUUACCACAUUACCGCAUUAAUGCUUCAUCGCCCCUGCGCCCUUUCACUGUUCCAGCUCUCUAGUUACCUACAUAAUUUUAAAUGAAAUACUUGCGACUGGCGCAGAUGGCGUCCCAGUUCUCGACGAGCGGUGCGACGACGCAGGCCGCGAACGCUACGUCGACAGCGUCUAUAAACGAUAUCCCGAAGUCGUGGACUUUCACUUCGAAGCUUCCGCCCGACUCCCUGUUCCCCACCCCGGCCGAUUCUCAUAAGACCCCCCGCGAUCAUAUCGUUCCGAGGCAGGUUCGCGACGCCCUGUUCACGUGGGUGCGCCCGCAACAUGUCGAGAGGCCGGAGCUCCUGGCGGUUAGCCCCGCGGCUAUGCGCGAUCUCGGCAUCGGAGAAGGGGAUGAGAAAACAGAGGAUUUCGUGCAGACCGUUGCGGGCAACAAAUUGCAGGGAUGGGACGAGGAGAAGCUUGAAGGAGGCUACCCGUGGGCGCAGUGCUACGGUGGUUUUCAGUUUGGUCAAUGGGCUGGCCAGCUCGGCGAUGGGCGAGCUAUAUCGCUAUUUGAGACGACAAAUCCGAAGACGGGAGUGCGCUACGAGUUGCAAUUGAAGGGGGCGGGGUUGACGCCAUACAGUCGCUUCGCAGAUGGGAAAGCUGUCCUCCGGAGUAGCAUACGCGAGUUCGUCGUGAGCGAGGCACUGAAUGCGCUCGGUAUACCCUCUACGAGGGCUCUGAGCUUGACGCUACUCCCGGAAGUCAAGGUGCGACGAGAAACAAUCGAGCCCGGCGCCAUUGUCGCGAGGUUCACGCAGUCUUGGCUGCGGAUUGGUAACUUCGACAUCCUAAGGGCGCGGGGCGAUAGAGGUCUCAUUCGUAAGCUUGCGACGUACGUCGCCGAGGACGUAUUCGGCGGCUGGGAGACAUUACCCGGCCGUCUUGAGGAUCCGGAUAAGCCGAAGGAAUCGCCUCCUCCUAAACGUAACAUUCCAGCGGAUGCGAUUGAGGGGCCGCCGGAAUCUGCGGAGAACCGGUUCACGCGCUUGUACCGAGAAAUCGUGCGACGCAACGCGCUCACCGUCGCCAAGUGGCAAGCUUACGGGUUUAUGAAUGGCGUAUUGAACACGGACAAUACUUCUCUAUAUGGGCUGAGUAUCGACUUUGGUCCUUUUGCGUUUAUGGACAACUUUGAUCCUAACUACACUCCUAACCAUGACGACUUCAUGCUGCGGUAUAGCUACCGCAAUCAGCCAAGUAUAAUAUGGUGGAACUUGGUACGCCUAGGCGAAGCGCUUGGCGAGUCGAUCGGUGCUGGAUCGCAAGUAGACGACCCAAAGUUCAUCGAAGAUGGCGUAAAGGAAGAAGAUGCGAACGGCAUCAUCGAAAGAGCCGAAAAGAUCAUCAUGCAAGUUGGUGAAGAGUACAAGGCCGUGUUCCUCGACGAGUACAAGAAGGCGAUGACGGCUCGGUUUGGGUUGAAGACUUACAAGGAUAGCGACUUUGACGAUUUGUUUAGUAGCAUUCUUGAUACUAUGGAAUCUUUAGAACUGGAUUUCAAUCUUUUCUUCCGCCGCUUAAGCUCAGUCAAAGUGGACGAGCUAGAGACCGAGGGGGCUCGGCAGGACAGAGCGAGCGUUUUCUUUUAUAGCGACGGCGUCACGGGGGCCGGCGGAGAAGCUGAGGGCCGCAAGAAGGUCGGCGAGUGGCUGGAUAAGUGGCGGCAACGGAUCCUCGAAGACUGGGGAGAUGGACAGACCAUCUCGAACGAGCAGGACGAAGAAAGAAUGCGAGCUAUGAAGAAGGUUAACCCGAACUUUGUCCCGCGAGGCUGGAUCCUCGAUGAGGUUAUCAAGCGCGUCGAGAAGAACAACGAAAGGGACGUUCUAGACAGAAUUAUGACUAUGGCUCUGCACCCGUUUGAGGAGAGCUGGGCCGGUCGCACGUUCGACGGAAAGGAAUAUAAGGGCGAUAUAGACGAGGAGACUAGAUGGACGAGUGAUGUGCCAAGGUUGGGACGGGCUAUGCAGUGUAGCUGCAGUUCUUAGUAUCGACGCGUACGAUAUGAUGAGUCAAAUCGAAACGUGCACUUUGCGCAAUCCUGUCAGAAACAGUGAAUCCUCUACCUGAUUCGGAGUUGUCUGAACCAUAAGCAAGUCUAUUGCUACCGACGUUGUUCCAAUGGUAAAAACAGCCAUUAUAGAUACCUUGGUUCUGGCCCCGUUGGUAUAGGAGGCUUUCCUAGGCUCGAGGCGAAUGUUUCAUCAUUUUUUGACACCAUUUAUGUUCAAUCGUUGUCGUGGUAUAUUAAUGGUAAAGUCCUACCUAAGGCAGUAGGUUUCACCACUGUCUUCCGCUCACGUAUAAAACGAAUUAACGGCUCCCCCGCCUCAGAGCCUCUCUAUUCGAUCGUGUUGAUUUAAUAUGUCCUUCAUUCGAUAGACCAUCCUAUUUUCGAGGUUGUCUUUUGAACGACUAACAUUA
Daldinia caldariorum is the source of this 2716-nucleotide messenger RNA. RefSeq names its product UPF0061-domain-containing protein. The transcript has 4 exons. Lineage: Eukaryota; Fungi; Ascomycota; Sordariomycetes; Xylariales; Hypoxylaceae. Bases 328 to 2280 code for a protein of 650 amino acids. The record is from RefSeq and is a predicted model, not a curated record.